UACCAUUUCAGUUCACCAUCUAAGCUACGUUAGUUUCGCGGAUAGAGUAUAUUUGCAAACUCUCAAUAUGUCAUGUCAAUUUUGUGUUUUCCCGUUAAUUAAGUGACAUUAUAUUUAUAUUUUACGCGAUGUUUUAAUCAGAGAAGACAUUUAUGAAUUAUGGUUUUAUGUUGUAAAGUAGAUUAAGUAGUAAAUUGUUAUAAAACGGUACACUGUGUGUAUUUAUUCACAUUGAGUAUGCAUGAUUUCAUUUAGUUUGUUGGUGGCAAAAUGUCCACGUCAGAGUCUGGUGUGGGAUGUAUUAGCGAAGUUACACUUGCAAUUAGUAAAGCAAGGGGUUCCCAAUCAGGCACUGUGAGAGUACUUGAUAGUCCGGACUCUGAUGGAUCUGGCCAUUCAAAUUCCUUUACCGUACAAAGAUUUAAUUAUCUUGACAAUGAUAAUGCAAAUCCAGAUAUUUUACAUCCACCACUGACUACUGAUGACUUAAGAAUACCAAUAGUUGGAUAUGAAAUUAUGGAAGAGAGAGCUAGAUUUACGGUUUAUAAACUACGGGUAGAAUUAAAGAAUGGGGACUGUUGGUUUGUAUUCAGAAGGUAUACAGACUUUGUUCGUUUAUUAUCACAGUUGAGAAGACAAAAAAUUCCCAUUUCACAAUUAAGUUUACCCAGAAAGAAAUGGCUUGGAGAUAAUUUUGCUCCAAGCUUUUUAGAAGAAAGAAUACGUGGUCUUCAAGCGUUCGUUAAUGCAAUAUUGAGCAGUCCUCUCCUCAUUGGCACUGCAUGUGUCAGAGAAUUUUUUUGCUUGGACGAGCCACCUGCUUUAUCCGACACUGCAGAAGAAUCUAGAGCAAUAUUUGAAGCAUUAGAAGAUACUAUAUAUCAUUUAAGACAGCAAUUGAGAGAAAGAGAUGCUGCACUUGCAUCUGAAAGGUCUUUGUGCAAUGAGCUUAGGAAAAAACUACAUCAACUAUUAAGUGAAAGACAAACCUGUCCAAAAUGUGGUGCAACUUAAUAACAAUUGUUAAUUAAUGUUGAACUAACAAGUUGACAUUAGUAAAAUAUUAUAUACAGACUGGAGUAAAUAGACAAAUUUGGUUUUUAUACUUUAAGAAUUAAUUUUACUGUAUAAGAUUCGUUUAUAUUUUUACAACUUCAAUAAUUGUUAUACUAAAAUUAUCUGUUAAAAAUUAAUACCUGUUAAAACAAAAAUAAUCUACUUUAUAUGUUCAGUUAUGCAUUUUUGAUUAUACAUAGUUAUAUACAAGACAAGUUGAUUAUUAUGUAAAGUGAUAUGUAUAAGAUUUCUUAAGAUAAUAAGUACAUUGAGCUUUCCUAGCAAUAACCAUAACUUCAUAAAUGCCUUACAAGGUGCCUUACAGUUAUAAUAGACAGAUACAUAUAUGUAUUUAGUAUAUGUAAUGAGUCAAAA
Megachile rotundata (alfalfa leafcutting bee) is the source of this 1431-nucleotide messenger RNA. It is a transcript of the gene Snx16, whose product is annotated as sorting nexin 16. NCBI's taxonomy places the organism in Eukaryota, Metazoa, Arthropoda, Insecta, Hymenoptera, Megachilidae. Gene Ontology annotation, cellular component: early endosome; late endosome. Gene Ontology annotation, biological process: protein targeting to lysosome; endosome to lysosome transport; early endosome to late endosome transport. The record is from RefSeq and is a predicted model, not a curated record. Gene Ontology annotation, molecular function: phosphatidylinositol binding.